CACCAAUCAGAAAAUGAAACUCAUAAGUCAUAACCUAACAAAUAUCGCUUUGACUUCAAAUAAGCUCGUUACACUACCAGAACUCAGAAAGACUACAAUUAGAUUUUAGACCAAUAACAAACAGUUUUCCCAACCGAGUUGAUAUACAGGGUAAGGCUGCGUACAUUUUAACCCCCCAGACCCAACCGAGUUGGGAAUAUACUGGGUUGUUGUUGUUGUAACUAACAGUUUUCCCAAGGAAAAAGAUUAAGUCAAAGCAAUUCAUGCAACAUUUAGGAAUACCCUCACACAUUACAUGGAAAGAGACUAACUUUUGCUAUACCAUGUUUGUUUUAGCCAGCAUGUAUACCUUAACCAUCAAUCACUAUAGUCCAAGGAACAACAUCCUUCAGAGAAAUUUUAUCAAACACCAUGCGACCCUCCUGAAUUUGAUUAAAAGAAGCAUACAUUCCCAAGUUUUGUGGCCAACUCGUGGACAGUUUUCCCCUUUUUUUUCUUAAUAAAAAUAAAAUUAAAAAAAGAUGACGAUUUGGCCGCAGCCUUCGAUUAUGGAGGUAAACCAAAUCUAAUCAACUGAGGAAAUUCCGAGCUGAAAUAUAUUUUGGCCCGCGAAUUUUGAAAUUGCCGUCUUAUAAAGCUCACUGUUAAGCAGCAAGGGCGGUUACAGAAUCCAGAGAGAACUCUCGACUCCGUGCAGUAAACCUCUGAUAAAAGUUCCGGGCGGCAAAUUGUCAGAAACAUCAAUGGCGGAAGCCGUAAUUGAUGUUGAGAGAAAUCUACGUGUGGAUCUACUGACAGCUCCAGAAGUGAGAGCGUUAUUGGAAUUAAGAGAGAAGACUGUGAGAGAUUUGGUCAUUGCUGCCACUGGCGGUGCUGUGGUCACUUUUUUUGCCAGUCGGAAGUUUAAUAUUGUAAACCGUCUCUUGAUAACCGGAGGAGCUUCCAUUUCUUGUGGAUAUUGGUCAAUUAACAAGUCACUAGAUAGACACAUUGACCGUUUGCUUUCUAUGGAUGGCACUUGGCUGCAGAAAGAGCUUUCAGCUUCGUUGUUGAGAAGGUAUCAUAAUAACCCAAGAAUUAUGAAUCGCUUUUCUAAACAUUUUUAUGCCGAGAAGGUGUAUGAUGAUUCAUCGGACAUACCAAAGUUCAGAUGGCGUCCUCGGUAUGUCUACGAAGAUGAUGCUGGUAAUUCUGAAGACGCAACAGACACUCGUGAUUCUGCUAGCUACAAAUCUGCUCAGAAGAGGGUAGUAACGAAGGAAGCUAAAUCAGUCUCAAAGCCAGCUCAAAUAAAUACUGCUGUUGAACUUAUAGAGAACCCAUUCGAAUGCAUUUUUGGGCCUCCUGUGGGAAUUGAACAGGUUCUCAGCAGUGGGGCAUCCAAUAUUUCUCGCUCUGGUCCCGGACCAUCCAACACGGCACGAAAGAGGCAUACUCACAGCAACAAGCGACAUCACCAUCGAAGGCAUCGGAAGAACCACUUCGAGGCCUAUGAGACGUGAACUAAUGACCUCUCUGAUUGACAAGAGACGUUUGAUGGUGUUUUACUUAAGACUGCCCUGCUGCAAAACUCUUCUAGGAGUAAAAUGAAGAUCGUCAACGUCACCAGUUUCAGAUGAGUUCAUCAAGCAGAUCCUAGUGUUAUUAUGUUGCUGAAGCUCCCAAUGUUGAAUCCUUUGCUCUGUUUAGUAGCCCUAAGUCUUUCCGAUGGUAGCUGAAUUUGUACAUGCACAUGCUAAUUGUGGAGAAAUGUGUUUUUUGUAUUUUGGGACAACACAUCCGACUAUUUGCAAUCCACAUAAUCCACUUCUCCAGAAUAACAUUUCUAGUCCUAUGAGUUGAUAGAUUUUGUUUGCGUAAUUUGCCUUUUUCUCUCUUUUUUGUCAUUUUUUUUUUCGCGUUUGGAUUUACACAACUACAGCCUAUAAUUAAUAUAGUUAACUUCAUGUUGUGGCAUAAAGGCUUGUGCUUAGUUGUUGGAUAGUCUUUUUGUGAACACUUUUACUCUGUAA
Oldenlandia corymbosa var. corymbosa is the source of this 2012-nucleotide messenger RNA. NCBI's taxonomy places the organism in Eukaryota, Viridiplantae, Streptophyta, Magnoliopsida, Gentianales, Rubiaceae. The record is from the annotation of a GenBank genome assembly.